GUGUGUCCGCAGAAAUGACGUCAUGACUAAACAACCACGCCCAUCCGCUAGGUCCCCCUGGGUGUGUUGACUGGCGGAAGAGGUGUAUUUUGCAGAAUUUGGGCCAUUCUGCACCUCCAGAGACUUCAAAGAUGCCGGCGUACCAUUCGCAGUUUGCGGAAUCUAAACAAAGUGUGGGUAACAUCGCCCUUCUUCCCAUUCGCACCCAGUUCCGAGGACCUGCUCCGACUGCGUUUAACUCCAACCCCAAUGAUAUGGACCUCAUAGAUGAAGCCAUUUAUUACUUCAAGGCUAACGUGUUCUUCCGAAACUACGAAGUUAAGAGCGAGGCAGAUAGGGCCCUGAUUUAUGUGACGCUCUAUAUCACCGAAUGUCUGAAGCGUCUGCAGAAGUGCUCAAGCAAGAACCAGGGAAUGCAGGAAAUGUACACUUUGGCCCUGGCUAAGUUCGACAUCCCUGGGGAGCCCUCGUUUCCUCUAAACUCUGUAUACGCCAAGCCAGCAUCCGCGGCAGAGGCUGAUCUCAUGCGCCAGUAUUUGCAACAACUCCGCCAGGAAACUGGCGUUCGAGUUUGCGAAAGAGUCUUCAGCACCGAGGACGGCCGCCCUUCAAAGUGGUGGCUGUGUUUUGCCAAGAAGAAGUUCAUGGACAAGGCUCUGCUUCCUCCUGGCCAGUGAUAUUCGUCACCAUUCAAUUUCUUGCAUUUCCCAGUUUUUUUUUACAGCAUACACAAUGCAAAUUUACUUUAAUAUUAUGUUAACUUUGUUGAAUUAUAUAUUUUAAGACCUUUAAUAAAUAAUUAUAAGUGAAAUAAACAAAUACACACAA
Molecule: messenger RNA, 828 nt
Organism: Neocloeon triangulifer
Lineage: Eukaryota; Metazoa; Arthropoda; Insecta; Ephemeroptera; Baetidae
Gene: Arpc3A
Product: actin-related protein 2/3 complex subunit 3
Exons: 4
Coding region: 132-677 (181 amino acids)
Biological process (GO): Arp2/3 complex-mediated actin nucleation; regulation of actin filament polymerization
Cellular component (GO): cytoskeleton; Arp2/3 protein complex
Molecular function (GO): actin filament binding
Source: RefSeq, a predicted model, not a curated record